AUGUCAUCGGACAAAGGCCACUGCAAAAUCCAAAAGAUUUGGAGCGAUUCGGAAAAACCAGCAAAAGAGCUCCACCGACAAUACGUGCUUCUAGAGAAGUUCGUUCAGGACGCCUAUAAGGAGGAGUUCAGGGAGUACGAGAAUAAAGUCAAACCAGAAAUAAAGGCAUUCCUCGAUGAGUGGACUACCGGCCCGACCCCGAUCAACUACUAUAGAACCAACCUUAUCGAACGAGUUGGACCCAUUCCCGAAUUGGAGAUAAACGAGUUCGAGUCUCCGAAGGGUGUGAAGGAAGGGAGAAUCUCAUGGAUCAAACCAGACUGUGAUUGGGACGGUGUCGUUCACAAGAACGAGCUCGUGCCGACUGGACGGAUCGAUAUUGGAAAAAAAUACCCGCGCAUGUUGCACUGGGUUCACAUCACCCAGUCAAUUGUGGCAAAGGAUCAACUUCGACUUACCCACAUGCCAUUCUUUGAAAAUGGAAUGGACGACAGCCAAGAGUAUGAAAAGUUUGCAAAACUCUUCACGGAUGGAAUUCAUGGAUUCACAAAGAACUGGAAGUACAUCAACGAUUAUCUUCUCUACAAAGUGAUGCGCCGGGUUCUGGAAUAUGGAUACACCGCAAACGUAGACGUAUUCUACUACACAUUCUAUCGUCUCUGGCCGAACAAAUUCAGCCAGCGUCAGUAUUCCGAAGUUUUCCCAAAGCUGUGCGCCCGAUAUGCUGAGGAAGGAUUCGAUUGGCAGAGUCUGGAGCCGUGGAAACCAAAACCGGAGGGGAUGUAUGGACUGAACCCAUAUAUGGAGAAACCGGCGGAGAACGUUCAAAACCCCACGUGCUUCGCUUGUCUGGAGUACCUUUGUCCAGUUCACGGACUUCGUCUCCAGAUUGCACCGGAGAUUCCAGGAGGAGACAUCGCUGAGGUCUUUCUACCACUGCCUGGCCCAAAUCAAUCGGCUGUGACGUGCGGCGGUGAUUGUUGGAAAACAAUAGAUCCAGAAGAGAUCAUGGCAAAAUUGACACCGGACGAGGAGGAAAUCGAGGAUCGUCGAGUGAAGAUAUACCUGGAUAAAGGAAAACUGAUGGAGAUGUCUAUUCCGGAGGGAUCUAUGAUUGCCACUCUCUACAUGUAUGAUAAAUCUGGGCAAUCAUUCUGUCAGUUUGUUCACGAAAAUCUUCACGGAAAGACAGACGACAGCGACAAAAUUCGGACGUGUCGUGACGCCUACAGUUUGAUUAUGGGUCUCGCGGAGUACGUCACUGAUCGACGCAUUCAGAUGGGCCAAACGCAACCAAUGAGGCCCUACAAGGAACGUUACAAUGCAUUCCGGAACAUUCAGAUGAGGAACCACCAGCAAGCUACGAAAGCUCGGGAAGCUGCCCUUCAGGAAAGAGCCAAUUCCGAAGGAAAAACAUUGCAACAAGUAAGGAAAGAGGAGGAACGAGAAUUCAUGCGAAAACACGGAAGAGCGAUGAACGAAAAAGUUAUGAUCUGUUCGACAAGACCAUUUGUGCCAUGCCGUCACGAAGGGACAUGCAAAGACGACCCAGAUUGCUCUUGCCAAGAAAACGGUGUCUGUUCUCACCUUUGCAAAUGUUCCAUUGAUUGCCCACAACGCUUCCCUGGUUGCAUCUGUGCUCCAGGAACAUGCCGAAACCAGCACUGCGCUUGCUUCAGAGCAAACUGGGAGUGCAAUCCAAACACUUGCAAAAACUGCAAUUGUGAAACGAUCGAUGGAACUGGCGACGAGGUGAUUUGCGGAAAUUUCCCGCUGACACGGAUGGUCCAGAAAAGAUUGUAUGUUGCACCGUCGAGGAUCAGUGGAUUCGGAUUGUUCCUGAUGGAGAAUGUCGAGAAAGACGAUUUGGUUGUGGAAUACGUCGGAGAGAAGAUUUCCGAUGAAGAAACCGAACGACGAGGAGCAAUUUAUGACACGUUCAAGUGCAGUUACAUAUUAGGUCUGGGAUCAGGAGGAGCCAUCGACGCGUUCAAAGUUGGCAAUUUGUCACGUUUUGCCAACAACAAUUCGGUCAACCCAACACUCUACGCGAAGGCCAAAAUUGUUAAUGGCGAGCAUCGCAUCGGGUUCUAUGCGAUCGAUGCUUUGAAGGCUUUCACCGAGUUGACUUUCAACUAUGAUUAUCACAAGGAACAUGCUGCCACUGUCAGCUCCACCAUCGGCAAAAAAGGUCGCCGCUCUUCGAAACCAUCCACAUCAUCCAGACCAUCUACAUCAUUGGCAAUGGAUUACUCGGACUUUGAUAUGUAA
Molecule: messenger RNA, 2271 nt
Organism: Caenorhabditis remanei
Lineage: Eukaryota; Metazoa; Nematoda; Chromadorea; Rhabditida; Rhabditidae
Exons: 7
Coding region: 1-2271 (756 amino acids)
Biological process (GO): chromatin remodeling
Molecular function (GO): protein binding; histone methyltransferase activity
Source: RefSeq, a predicted model, not a curated record